Messenger RNA from Paramecium tetraurelia, 1731 nucleotides. RefSeq lists its product as uncharacterized. Gene Ontology annotation, molecular function: protein serine/threonine kinase activity; ATP binding. Gene Ontology annotation, biological process: protein phosphorylation; mitotic DNA damage checkpoint signaling. Gene Ontology annotation, cellular component: nucleus; cytoplasm. The transcript has 7 exons. NCBI's taxonomy places the organism in Eukaryota, Ciliophora, Oligohymenophorea, Peniculida, Parameciidae. The record is from RefSeq and is a predicted model, not a curated record.
AUGCAAUAAAGUGAAUAAGGACCUGUGUGGUAAAUAAUACCUAAAGAUUUUGUGUAAUCCAAAGUCAAGUUUGAGGCAACAGUAACCAAAUUAGGAAAGAAACAACAUCAGAGACACCUUGUUAUUACUGAUAAACAUAUAUUAUUAUUCAAAGAAAAUGGAAAAUUCGCACACAAACUAUUGCCUUUGGAUUUUUCGACUAGAUUUGAGAUUUUUCGUGAUGCUCCAACUUUGAAAGCAAAUGUCUAAACAAAAAAAUCAACACCAAACACUCCUCAUACAAACCGACCUGACGUUGUGAAACCUGAGGAUAUUUAAACCUUAGGAGAUAUCUUGCAUAUAAGAUUGUCGGUUGAAUCUUCAGAGAAAUAUUGGGAUUUCACUAGUGAUCAAGAAACACUUAAAACAUUUAGAAAAUUGUUUGGUUAAAAAAUAAAUCAGAUGGGCUUUCAUCAUAUGUUUAAAGUGUUCAAAAAGAUUGGCAAAGGAAAUUUUGCAAGUGUGUAUCUAGCAGAGAGGGUAGAAGAUGGACAAUAAAUGGCAAUUAAAGCAUUUUCAAAAAAUGCAGUCUACGCAGAAGAAAAUGGGAAAGAAGGACUCAUCAAUGAAAUAACCAUAAUGAGAGAAUUGGAUCAUCCCAAUAUCAUGAAACUCUAUGAAGUCUAUGAGACAUAGAAUUCCUUGUAUAUGGGUUUGGAAUUAUUAUAGGGAGGCUAACUCUAUGAUAUAAUCAAAAAGAAAGUAAUAUUAACCAACAAAUAAAUACAAUCCAUUAUGAAAGGAUUGCUGGAUGGAUUGGCACACAUGCAUUCCAAAAAUAUAAUGCAUAGAGAUUUAAAACUCGAAAACAUACUCUUCAAAGAAUAAAACGACAUUAAUUCUGUAGUGAUAGCUGAUUUUGGUUUGGCAACAUUUGUAAAUCUGCCAGUCUAUCUGUAUUGUAGAUGUGGAACACCUGGUUUUGUAGCACCAGAAGUUAUAAAUAUUACAGAUAUGUCAACUACUUAUGACAGUGUUUGUGAUAUCUAUUCCUUAGGAUUAGUGUUCCACAUACUUUUGACAGGAAAACCAGGAUUUCCAGGAAGAAGCUAUAACACAAUUGUCCAAUAGAAUAAAGAUGCUAAAGUCAAUUUUAAGAGUCCUGUAUUUGAUGUGGUACCGCCAUAAGCAUUUGAACUAUUAAAAUAAAUGUUAGAGCCUAGUCCAAAGAAAAGAAUAACAGCUAAACAAGCUAUGGAAUUCGAAUUCAUAUACUUGUGUGAAGGAAAUCAAUAAAAUGUCUCUUCAGAGGAUGAUGGCAAUAUCGGAGAAGUUGAUGAUAAACCUGGAUUAAAUGCAAGAAUCCAAAAAAUUAAUGAUCAAGGUGCCACAUUUGAUAUGCUAAGAAUUAACCAAUUGACUAAUUCACCUUUAAAAUCACCAGUCAUGUAGGCUACGAAUAAAAUGAAAGAAGUUCAAAAUAAGGAUUAAUAAAUGAUCAUGAGAACUCCAGUUAUUACAGGUAGAACUGUAGGAUGUGAAGACUCUCCUAACACAACAAAUUAGUUUGUUUCGCCUAGUGUGCAAUUCAAAAAACUAUAAUAAAAUCAAUAAUAAGCCCCAACUGGAAACGUUUUAUUAAAGUACACCUAAAAACCAUAACAACAAUAACCAAAAGAUAACGAGGACGAAAAGAAAGAAUAGUCUAAUGUGGCCAAAUCAGUUAAAGCUGCUCUUAGUAAACAUAUUUGA